AUGAGUUACCAUAAUUUGAUCUCUCUUUUUUUUAAUUAAAAUCACUAUAUUUAUCACUUGAUAAAACACGUGAAGGUAUUAUUUUAGAAUGAUUAUCUAAGGGAAUAAUUAUCAUUGCUUAAAUAAAUAGAUAUUCAAAAAAUAUAGUAAUAUCAAAAGUCUAGAGGCUUUAUGAAUGGUAAUAGUCUUAAUAAAUAUCAUUGAGCCUUAAAAAUUAGCAGACUACUAAAAUUAGAUAUAUGAGAUAAAUUAUGAGGUGA
Messenger RNA from Paramecium octaurelia, 260 nucleotides. Lineage: Eukaryota; Ciliophora; Oligohymenophorea; Peniculida; Parameciidae. The record is from the annotation of a GenBank genome assembly.